Plasmodium fragile is the source of this 478-nucleotide messenger RNA. RefSeq lists its product as uncharacterized. The transcript is spliced from 3 exons. Gene Ontology annotation, biological process: mRNA 3'-splice site recognition; generation of catalytic spliceosome for second transesterification step. Lineage: Eukaryota; Apicomplexa; Aconoidasida; Haemosporida; Plasmodiidae. The annotation marks the transcript as partial. Gene Ontology annotation, cellular component: Prp19 complex; catalytic step 2 spliceosome; post-spliceosomal complex. The record is from RefSeq and is a predicted model, not a curated record.
ACAUAUCAUCAAAGAAAUAUGCAACAAGAUAAAAGAAAUUCAAAACUACAGUUUGAGCGACCAGCAUAUAAGGGAACUGAACGACCAGAUAAAUAAAUUAAUUUCAAUUAAAAAUAAGUGGGAAAUUAGGAUAAUAGAGCUCGGUGGCCCGGAUUACCAAACGGAGUCGAACACGCUGAUCAAUGCGCACUGUAGCGAAUUGAAGGGAAACAACAACUACAAGUACUUCGGGGCAGCGAAAAAUUUGAAGGGCGUAAAGGAAUUACUAUUAAAAGAAAGCGAUGAUCGGAAAAAGUUCAUUUUAAAAAAAAAAAAGGAAAACAGGUUUUUUGAUAAAUAUGUAAAUAUUCAUUAUUUUGGUUAUUGUGAUGAUCAAAAUGAAAUGCUACUGAAGGAAGAAUUGAAAAUGCAGAAUCAACUCGAAAAAAAAGAUUUAAAAACAUUAAAAAAGAUGAGAUCACUAAAAAAUUAUAAUUAA